Neoarius graeffei (lesser salmon catfish) is the source of this 2482-nucleotide messenger RNA. RefSeq names its product diacylglycerol O-acyltransferase 2 (gene dgat2). The coding region runs from base 178 to 1263 and encodes 361 amino acids. The transcript has 9 exons. The record is from RefSeq and is a predicted model, not a curated record. Gene Ontology annotation, cellular component: endoplasmic reticulum membrane. Gene Ontology annotation, molecular function: diacylglycerol O-acyltransferase activity. Gene Ontology annotation, biological process: triglyceride biosynthetic process. Lineage: Eukaryota; Metazoa; Chordata; Actinopteri; Siluriformes; Ariidae.
GAGAGAGAGAGAGAGAGAGAGCGAGCGGGAGAGGGAGAGUGUGGUGUGAACAAGGGACCAAGCUGUAAAGUAAAAAAUCCAUCGCGGCGAGUGUGAGGACGGAGUGACAUGCUGCUGAGGUGCUGAACGGCUCGGAGGUUUUAUUUACAGUUCUCGCAUUCGAACAUCAGCCUCAGGAUGAAGACUUUACUUGCAGCAUACUCAGGGGUUAAAAAGGGUUCAGGUUCUCGGCUCCUCUCAGCUCUGCAGGAUCUACCAUCAGCUCCAUGGCUCUCCAAAUCCAAACUAGUGAAGCAGCUGCAGAUCAUCUCUGUCCUACAGUUCGUCGUUACCUUCCUAACGAUGGGCAUUACUGCCACACUGUUACUGCUCUACCUGCUGUGCACAGACUGCUGGGUAAUUUCUGCUGUUUACAUCGCCUGGCUUGUCUUCGACUGGAACACACCUAAACAAGGUGGCCGCAGAUCGGCGUGGGUGAGGAGCUGGACUGUGUGGACGUAUUUCAGAGAUUAUUUUCCUGUCCAACUUAUCAAGACCCAUAACUUACCUCCCAACCGUAACUACAUCUUCGGUUACCAUCCUCACGGCAUCUUCUGCUUCGGAGCAUUCUGUAAUUUCUCCACGGAGGCGACAGGAUUCUCCAAGAAAUUCCCGGGGAUCAAGCCGUCCCUCGCCACGUUGGCCGGAAACUUCUGGUUCCCCUUGCUGAGGGAUUAUUUAAUGUCUGGAGGUAUUUGUCCAGUGAAUCGGAACUCCAUCGAUUAUCUCCUGUCUUGUAACGGGACAGGGAACGCUGUAGUCAUCGUGGUGGGCGGAGCUGCUGAGUCUCUCAACUGCGCCCCGGGGAUGAACUCUGUGACCCUGAAAAACCGCAAAGGCUUCAUCAAACUCGCACUGCAGAAAGGAGCGGACCUGGUGCCCGUGUACUCAUUUGGAGAGAACGAGUCGUAUAAGCAGGUGAUAUUUGAUGAGGGUUCGAGGUGGCGCUGGAUUCAGAGGAAGCUGCAGAAGCUGCUGGGUUUCGCUCCCUGCAUCUUCCACGGCUGUGGAUUUUUCUCCACCAAGUCAUGGGGCUUCGUCCCGUUCAGAAAACCCAUCAACACUGUCGUUGGAGAACCAAUCACGGUGCCCAAGCAUGAGGAGGCGACUCCAGACAUGGUGGACAUGUACCACACCAUGUACAUCAACUCUCUCACCACACUGUUCAAUACGUACAAGACACGCUUCGGCCUGAAAGAAUCGGACGUCCUCCUCAUUCACUGAAGAAGAAGAAGAAGAAAACAGAAACCCCCAGUGUUUCAUAUUUUCCAUCACACAAACACACACUGCAUCACCGAAACCUGAAACCAUAUAAAUAACGACCUGAGCUGUGUUCCGAUUCUGUCGACUUCCACGUCUUCUGCUGUGCCACUUCCUCUUGGCCCUGAUCCCUCAGAGCACAUUUUCAAGAACAAAUCUUUUUUCUGAAGAUAGAAUAAUAAUCUACAGACUCUCCUCCCCUCCUUCCCUUCCAUGGCCUUGAUUUGCAUAUUGAAACCUGAUUGGCUCUUAGAUUUGAUGAUGUAAUAAAUCUCUCGCGUUCAGAUUUUCCAGUCAAGAUGUUUGUUCACAGAAAUGGUGCAAAGUGGUGAACAUUUUCACAGUUUCAGCAUCUGCACACUCAAAUUUCGGGCUGUUUUUGUACCUUAAUCAGCGCAAGUGGUUAUAUGAGUGUUAUAUGAGUGACUGACUCAGUGUAGACCUGAGAGACCCCAUGUCGUGCACUCAUAUGAGAAGCAGUGAACUGAAUCCAAAAUGGCUUUCUACUCAUUCACUACACAGUGUGCAGAAGUGAUAUGUUCAUGCUGCCUGCUUGCGUGGCCUUUGAGUGCACGAGGGUGUGUUGAAAAUGUUAUUAUAACAGUGAUAAUGAGAAAUGAAGAUCAGUUGUACAAUGCUUUUGGGCUGAUUUAGUUCUCUCUAAUUUUCAAACCAGGUUUAUAUGACCCCUUAAGUUAUUAUUUUUAUUAUUUUUAAUACUUUUAUGUUGUUGUUGUUGUUGUUUUUUUGCAAAAGCAGUGCAAUGCCACAGAAAGACACAGUUACAGCCAGAGACACAGACUGAACUGUGUUUUUUUGAGCAGGAAUAAAGGAUGAGAUUGUGUUUAUAAUCAGUGCACAAAUAGAAAUGUGAAGCGGAAGCAGUCAUGUGAAGAUCAUCAUUGGUUGUCGAAGUCUGAUCAGAUCUGUUUAACGUCUGAAUCAACACGUCCAUGUGUAAUUGUCCAGGAGUUUGUUUAAUGUGUUAUACCAUGCCGCUCAAGUGUUCAUAAAUUCAACAUAAAACAUUUGUUGAAAAUGCGUCAAGCUGAACAAUUGUUUCUUUAAACUGAUGUUCGGUAGCUGAUCGUGCUGCAGUCUGUCUGUAUUACACGCACUGAUCUCAAUCGUAAAAUCAAACUUUUGUAUGUUUUUGGAAUAAAAAAUAAAACGUAUAAAACUG